GUGACAGCGACAAGAAGCUUCAGGAAAACUCCAGGCGUCUGGUCUCCGGCUCUCCCCUCCCCUCCUCUAAAGUCUAAACUAUAAAUGCCAAGCUUCCUCCCCUGUUUUGUCAUCGCAGAAUAUUCAUCCCGACUCAGCACAACUCAGUUAUCUUGAAAACCUAUUCGUCGUCAAAUCUCCCAUUAUCUCGGAAAAAACAAAAAAAGAAUGUCGCUCAUACCAAGCAUCUUCGGCGGCCGACGAAGCAACGUUUUCGACCCAUUCUCUCUUGACAUUUGGGAUUCCUUUCCUUUCUCAGACGCCAGUCUGGCCAACGUCCCAAAUACGGCAAGGGAGACAUCAGCAUUUGCAAGCGCCCGCAUUGAUUGGAAAGAGACCCCAGAAGCCCAUGUCUUCAAAGCCGAUCUUCCAGGGCUGAAGAAAGAGGAAGUGAAGGUGGAAGUUGAAGACGGGCGGGUGUUGCAGAUUAGCGGAGAGAGGAGCCGCGAGCAAGAGGAGAAGAACGACAAGUGGCAUAGGAUAGAGAGGAGCAGCGGCAAGUUCCUGCGCAGGUUCAGGCUGCCAGAGAAUGCCAAGUUGGAUCAGGUGAAGGCUGGUAUGGAGAAUGGCGUGCUCACCAUCACUGUACCGAAAGAGCAAGUGAAGAAGCCUGGGGUUAAGGCCAUUGAGAUCUCCGGUUAAAUAAUGUCGGGUUCUGAGCCUUGUGGAGGACAGGGUAAUUUUGUGUGAAAUGUUUCUUUAAUGUUGGAAAACAUCUGGACAGUGAAAAAGACAAAGAUUAAAAAGUGUAAAUUGGUUGAGGUGCUUGUAUGAACAUCUAUCUGUUUUGCUGCUGUCGUGAUUAUAAUUUGUGUCUGAGAAGUGAACAGACUUUUGUUUUGUUCUGCAAU
Molecule: messenger RNA, 890 nt
Organism: Coffea arabica (coffee)
Lineage: Eukaryota; Viridiplantae; Streptophyta; Magnoliopsida; Gentianales; Rubiaceae
Product: 18.2 kDa class I heat shock protein
Source: RefSeq, a predicted model, not a curated record